Molecule: messenger RNA, 708 nt
Organism: Zingiber officinale
Lineage: Eukaryota; Viridiplantae; Streptophyta; Magnoliopsida; Zingiberales; Zingiberaceae
Product: protein NEGATIVE REGULATOR OF RESISTANCE-like
Exons: 1
Coding region: 81-452 (123 amino acids)
Biological process (GO): regulation of systemic acquired resistance
Source: RefSeq, a predicted model, not a curated record
UGAAGCAAAGUGCUACCUGCUCUUCCUCCUCGUGACGCCAACAAGCUACCGUGCGCCUGUCCCGUCCUGACCGUUGGAUCAUGGAGCGGUCGGAUAAGAAGCGGAGGGGCGUCCAGGACGGCGAGGGCCGUCUCCCAUCGAGGCCGCGCCCUGACGAGGCUGUCCCUCCUGCGGCAAACGACGCCGAAGUCGAGGAGUUCUUCACCAUCCUCGGCCGGAUGCGCGAUGCCUCCCGUCGUUUGUCCGCUCGACAGAGGGCCGAGGUCGCCGUCGACGGGUCCACGCGGUGGAACCCGGAGUUCUCACUGGAGGACUUCACCGAGCCCGGUGCGGCGAAAGGAGACAGUUCGAGUUCUCCCAGCGUGCUCGCAGCGAAAGAACGGCCGGCGGAGAGCGUCGCGCCGCGGCACCUCGACCUCAACGUGGAGCCGGGGCCAGAGGGAGAAGGUUAGGAUUUUCCGUUUUCAGAUCAGAACGAACGCUAGUUGCGUAUUAACUUUCUCCCGUCACUUUCUCCUUUUUUUUGGGGGUUUUGGUUUCAAGAACACAGUUGCUUUGCGUACGCAGGCAGCAAUUAACCUAACGCAUGCCCUUCUUCUUUAAAUGUCUUUGUUUUCUGUUUUCUAGAUGUAGGGUUUCAGAUUCUCAUCAGCCAAGUAUUUUUAUAUCGAAUGAAAUAUUAAAUACAGAGAACCUCUUCAGAUUUCA